AUGGAGAGAUCCGUAUCUCCCAAAGGUAAAGACCAAAGCAUUAGUCCAGACCGAAGAGUCAUAGAUUCAAGCCCAAUACGUGGGAAGGAAGACGGAUCAGACUAUGAAGGAAGCCCAAGAAAGAAUGGUAAUGAAAGUUAUAAGUUAACCCAUCUAUUGCAUUCUAUAAAGCAGACGCAGCAUCUUUCUGCUCAAACCACGCUCCUAAUAACAAUACCGACAAACAAAAACAAAAUCGCUAUUCUUGGAACUCAAGAAAUAAUAUCGGAGAACGCCGACGAUUCUUCAACCACUAAACCAAACAUCAAGAGGAAUAGCUCCGGAGAACUUGACGUCUUUGAAGCCACUCGGUACUUCUCCGACUUCAACGAACCAACAAUGGCCGAGAACUCAAGAAUCCAGAUUCAGAAACAGAGCACUGUUACAGAACUUCGACAGAAGAGAGUACACCCUGAGACAGAGACUAAACUCCCGGAACCUAGAGUCGUCAUCGUGAAGCCACAUGAGAAGGAGAUGAAGACACGUGGCGGCGGUGGGAAGAAGCUAACCAGCUUCUUGAACUCUCUUCUUCGUUCAGCAGGUUUGAAGAAGUUAAAGUCAAAGUCAACUCUAGAGGUGGAGAGUCCACGUGUAGAAAGAAGGAGGAGGCAUAGCUGCGUGGUGACCGUGACCACACACGCCGAAGAAGCUUCUUCUCCGAUCUCCGGUGCCGGCGCGUUGAAUUUACACUCGCGUAGGAGAAGCUUUGAUGAGAAUGAGAUAUACGUGAAAGGCUUAGGUUCGAAGUUUAACAUGAGGUUGUGUGAGAGUCUCUGCUCGGACAAGAAGGUUGAGUGUAAAGAUCGAAAAGGAGGAGAAGUUGAUGUAAAUGGUGGAUACGAAAGUGAUUCAGGUUCUGAUGAAUCUGAUCUUUUUGAGUUGGACUUGUUUGCCAAAUUAAACCCUUAAUUAAGAACGGUCCCAAAAAUGUAAUCCUGUAAUGUAAUCUUAUUAUGAAAAAUCUAAUAGUGAGUGGUUUGUAGACGAGGAAAAAAAAAGGGUAUGGACUUAAAAAUGGUGUUGUAGUCUUCCCUUGUCCUGCUUGAAUAGAAACAAAUGGAAUGAGGUGAUAGUUCAUGUCCUUCGUUCUGUAUAAAC
Eruca vesicaria subsp. sativa (arugula) is the source of this 1137-nucleotide messenger RNA. The record is from the annotation of a GenBank genome assembly. Lineage: Eukaryota; Viridiplantae; Streptophyta; Magnoliopsida; Brassicales; Brassicaceae.